Molecule: messenger RNA, 1161 nt
Organism: Nicotiana tabacum (common tobacco)
Lineage: Eukaryota; Viridiplantae; Streptophyta; Magnoliopsida; Solanales; Solanaceae
Source: RefSeq, a predicted model, not a curated record
AUGGGUUUGUACAUCAUGAACAAUUUUGUGGUUUGUCCAAAUAAUAUGAAGCUUAAGACCAAAGACCACAAGUUGAAGUUGAUGUUCACGCAUAAGACCACUGUUGACGAAAUGCAUGAUCCACAAUUCAACAUGUGUAUUUUCAAAUUUAGAAAGUAUGAGCAGUUGUCAAAUCCUCAAGAAUUUGACAAUACUGAGUUAUUUGAUGUCAUUGGCGAAGUUGUGAGUUAUGAGGACGUACAGUCUAUCAAGCAAGAUGAUAACAUCCGUAUGUACAUGAACAUUCAGAUACAAGAUUAUGAGAGUAACAACAUUUCUGCAACUCUUUGGGGAGACUUUGUGGAACAGAUUAGGCCAUAUUUGAAUGGAUCCAAUGAUAAGCCUGUUGUCGUCAUCAUGCAAUUGAUUAGAGCACAUCGAUAUCGAGAACAAUAUUCGAUGAGGAACACUUGGCAUGCGUUGAAGCUUUUGAUCAAUUCAAAUCUUCCUCAGGUUGUUGACUUUUGCUCCAGAAUGGUUUCUGUGCGUGGAGAAAGCUCACAAAGAAUUACUCAAAUUUCAUCUCACAAAACUCACUCUGUUGCUAAUGAGCUAGCAUCUGGAAGUAUUGAAGUUAAAAAUAUUGAGGAUUUGGGUGACUGUAACCAUCUACAAGUUAAAGUGACGGAUUGCACCGGUACAAUUUCUGUGCUGUUAUGGGAUAAGGAUGCAACUAAGAUUAUCGGAAAGUCAGCAAAUGAUUUAAAGGAUGCUGUAUUUGAGACUUCUGGUGCUGCAGAUGACUCUUCAUGUCUAAUGGAGAUAAAAAAUAUUGUUGAAAAAAGGGUCAUGUUUAAAGUUGAGGUUAACAGUUCCAACAAUCAGAAUAAAGAUGUAGUCUUUAGAGUUGUUACACUUACUGACGACGAGGAAAUUAUAAAGAAAUAUAUUCCUUCUCCACAAGAAGAGACGUUCAAAGAUCCAGAUUUCAAUACCAACGAAGUCAUUCAGGAAGAUAACGAAAUCACGGAUUCCACUGAAGAUAAUGAGUUGAUCGAUGUUGCACAUACACUUGCCAAGAUAGGUUUAACUAAUUCUAUAGCAAUGGUUGAAGAAGAUUCGAAUGCACAGUUAUUGGAAAAUAAGAUCAAGAGAGUAUUUAAAAAGAAGAAGAUAGCAUAA